Metopolophium dirhodum (rose-grain aphid) is the source of this 2100-nucleotide messenger RNA. RefSeq names its product kelch-like protein 3. The record is from RefSeq and is a predicted model, not a curated record. The transcript has 11 exons. Gene Ontology annotation, molecular function: protein binding. NCBI's taxonomy places the organism in Eukaryota, Metazoa, Arthropoda, Insecta, Hemiptera, Aphididae. Bases 138 to 1952 code for a protein of 604 amino acids.
GUCGUUUAUCAACAUUCCCAUCAAUCAAUAAUGUUAUCAAAACGAAAAAAUACAUCGGUCGGUUUAACUUUUCGUGUCGUACCUACCUGCUGUCGCAUCGUCGUCGUGUAAUUUUUUUUAAAGUUUGAAAAUACAAAAUGGAAAAUACAAAUCCUGAUUCCAGUAAAUGUGAACCAGUAUUAUACAAAAACUCAUCUUUUUUAGAUUUUUAUGAAAGUUUGCAAUCCUUACGCAAUGGUGAAAUGUUUUGUGAUAUUAAACUGAAAACUGACGAUCACAAAAUAGUAACUGCACAUAAAGUGGUUUUAUCAGCAGCUAGUCCGUAUUUCCAUGCUAUGUUCACAAAUUUUGCAGAAAGGAAUCAUGACCUCGUAUUAAUGAAACAGUUUGACUCAACCGCUUUACAGCAGUUAGUAAACUUUAUAUAUUCAGGAAAAAUCUUGAUCACUGAAGAAAACGUCCGGGUAUUAUUACCGGCUGCAGAUCUCUUGCUGUUUCACGGAGUAAAAGAGGCUUGUUGUGAUUUUUUACAGUCACAGCUCUGUCCUACAAAUUGUAUUGGUAUUAACUCUUUCGCUGAUGUUCAUAGCUGUACGAAUUUGAUAACAAGUUCAGAAGUAUAUAUUCAUCAAUACUUUUUACAAGUUUUUGGUUGUGACGAAUUCCUAUCCUUAUCAUCAGAACAAGUAAUUAAGUUGAUAUCCAGUGAUAGACUUCCAGUAUCAGCUGAAGAAAUAGUAGGCAAACUAAAAUUGAUUAUUGUUAUAUUUUAUUAUUUACGAAGAAAUAAUAAAGUAUUUGAAAGUGUUAUUAGAUGGAUAAACUAUGAAUUGGAUUCAAGACAUUAUAUUUUACCUCAAUUAUUGGAACAUGUACGUUUUCCAUUAAUGUCGAAGGCUUACUUAUUUACAAAUGUAUUUGAGGAACCUCUUAUUCAGAGAUAUUCUAAAUGUCGUGAGUCAAUACAUAGAGGCAUAAUGCUUAGGGCAUUACAAUUUGAAUCAGAAUUGUUAAUUCCACAAAGCAUUCAGUAUAAACCCAGACAUGGAGAACAAGUUAUAAUAGCUGUUGGUGGAAUUGGGUCUGGAUUAAGUAAUAGUUUAGAAUGGUUCGAUACACGAACAAACCUAUGGCAUUUUGGACCAGAAUUGAUUACAAACCAUAGAAGACAUAGUCUAGCCGUAAUUAACAAUAAUGUUGUAUUUGAUGUGGGUGGCUUUGCUUAUGGUUUAUCACCUUAUCGGUGUGUUCAUAUGCUAGAUUUCUCUUCAAAAUCCCUUUGUUGGCAACGAUGUGACGACAUGUUAGUCGAGCGACAAUUGUUAGGAGUAGGUGUAAUUAAUAAUAAUAUCUAUGCCGUAGGAGGAUACAAUGAUAGAGAUGGUGAUUUAAAAAGUGCAGAAGUUUUUGACUUCCGUACUCAAAGGUGGCAUAUGAUAUCAAAUAUGUCUUCUACAAGAUCUUCAUUUGCGGUUGGAGUUCUGGAUGAUUUUUUAUACGUGGUAGGAGGUUAUGAUCAAUCAAGACGGGCUUUAGCCUCUGUUUUAUAUUAUACUCCCAGUUAUGAUCUGUGGAGACCAGCCAGGAACAUGUGUGUUCGUCGCAGUGGUGCUGGUGUAGGAGUUUUAUAUGGUGAAAUAUAUGCUGUAGGCGGUGAUAAUGGAUUUAACAUAUUGAAAAGUGUGGAAAAACUCACACCAGGUACAGAAGUAUGGACAACUAUAGCAGACAUACUUGUGCCUCGAAAAUAUGCAGAAGUAGUCGCAUUAGAUGGUUUAUUGUAUGUCGUCGGUGGAAUAAAUGAAACUUCUGUUUUGGAUUCUGUAGAAUGUUACAACCCACACACUAAUACCUGGACCAUGGUCACAGCGAAAUGGAACAUUAUGCGGUUUUCACCUGGAGUAGUAGCCAUUAAUAGGCCACGACAUUUUACAACUAAUGAGCAUUUAUGAUUUUUUUUGUAUACAAUAUAUACAUGUUUUCAUAUAUUGCAUUAUAGUAUCUCACACUAUAUAUAGCAUAAUAUUCAAUACAAACAUUUUUUUUAUAUACAAUUUUACCUAUUUUCUAUGAUAAUAAAUUUAUUGUAUUUUUUUUAAA